Molecule: messenger RNA, 2814 nt
Organism: Suillus fuscotomentosus
Lineage: Eukaryota; Fungi; Basidiomycota; Agaricomycetes; Boletales; Suillaceae
Exons: 21
Coding region: 1-2814 (937 amino acids)
Source: RefSeq, a predicted model, not a curated record
AUGGAACCUCAGAACGUCAGUUGCUAUUUUUUUGGCGAGACUCAUCCAACAAUUUUACCUCUCACCGGAGGUAUCAUUGGUGGAAGUGAAGGGUUCCAUUUCGCAGGAUACCUGACGAUACCCCCACGACCCGUCCUUUACCCACUAUAUCUCAAGCUCGAAAUUACAUUACUUGAUUAUUUGGUGACAAGCACUCAAGACCACAAUCCCACUUACGAACUCAACAACCAAGGCAAAGAGGUUCCCAUUUACAUUGAUCGCCGUGGCCCCGCAAUGACAUUAGACUGGGAAAUCGCCUGGUACAAACAAGGGCCCAACAAGAUCCAUCGAGUCUAUCAAUGGGACAACGCAGAUAAUGGGAAUAAGUACAAGACACUUGCCUAUUCCGCCGAUUAUCCCAUGGGAUACGUCCCUGCGUCCGCUUCUGCUUCUUGUUUCCAGUCUGCUCCCUUUUCCCCGCAUGCUCCUUAUUCCUUGUCUGCUCCCUUUUUCCAGCCUGGUUCCUAUUCCUCACCUGGUUCCUUUUCUUCGCCUGAAUAUAACUAUUCAUUGGCGCAAUUCUCAGAUCUUUUCGGUGCAACCGCGAACCUUUCAGCAUCACCAGAGAUCGAAGUCGCACAGGAGAUGACCAAUAAUACUCUCGCAAUGGUUGAGCCUCUAACUUCGUCACGCAAACAACCUUCGGUUGUGCCAGGAGUGUAUUUAUCUGCACCACAGUCUCCCGUGGGCUCUUCUGUAAACCUCCGCUCUCCUAUGGACUCUGCACCAGAGUCGUGGAUCAUGUCAUCGGCUAUGGAUGCCAGCAGCAUUCAGGUAGAUGAUGGUGCACCGCAACCAGUUGCGCCCGAGACUGCUGUCCAUGCAGACACAUUGCAUACAAUUCUCCCGGAUUAUCCGCUAUGGAGGGACACCCUAGUCUGCCUGCAGCUCAAGAUGAAAGUCAAGGCCAAUAGCUUAAAGUGGCUUCUGGAACACAAGAUUAUCAAGUCACUGAUCUAUUAUUUCAUUUACCACGCCAGCACAACUUCUAGUAGACGAGUCGUGAUUAGCAACGAGGAACCAGCUAUUUUCCUGACCGCCCAACUCCCACCCAUGGAGAUGGUAGCGUUUUUCCUCACUAUCUGGUACAGUGCCCUCUUGGCUCGGCUCAUUGAGUUGAUCAAGGCAAUGAGAACCUUGGGGCUGCCUGUCAACAUCAUGAUGGCAACAUUUCCCCCAGCCUCUACUAUCUAUGCAGAAGUGCUGACAAACGACCCAGCAUACCCAGACCUCCUGGAGGUGCUUGCAAGCAUGUGCAACAUCGAUUCAGGGUUAUUUUCUGCAUCCGCAUCCUUCACGCCUUCAACAAGGCACUUUCUUGCAAUUGAGCAUACCGAGCACGCCCUCAAAUAUUGGCUCCAGACUCAAGGACGUGAAAUUGUUCCAGACCCGCUUUUUGCCACAACCUCCGUGUUGUUUGGAUGGGUUGAUCCCCUUGAUCUUAUAGCUGUCCUCCAAAGGAUGUAUCGAGCUCAGCUGGAGGUCUCGUUGUUCAGUAAAGCCAUUGCAAACUUAUGUGAAGAGCUGAAGACCAGAUGCUGCCCAUCUACAUGGUCAAGGACACAGCUCAUACAGAAGGCUGAAGAGGAUCUGGUCGCAUCCCAAGUGACACAGCUGGCCAAUAUCAAUCUUUUGCCGCAUGGCUUGCCACGUCAUGGCAAUUUGAAGUGGAUUUCCCACAAGCUCACAAAGUUCCUGAGCUUUAUGAACACCUUUCGAGGUUCUGACGCUAUGCAGCACGACAAUGACUUUCUUUCCCCUCUGAUGCAAGCUUGGUUUGGUUGUGUCACAUAUCGUACCUAUAUCACCACAUCCUCUGCAGACUCCAAGUCCAUAUGCAUCGACAACACUGAAAGCUUCAAAGCAAAGAAGAACAAAAUGCCAGAUGCACUCAAGUCCGAUUUUUCUAUUCUAGAGUUGAAGAAACAACGUGCACAAGCUGAAGUAGACAUGUUUUCUGAAGUCAUAGCACACACUGCUGGAAUUCAGUACAGUGAUGAUGGAACGUUCACUUCUCGUGGCACUGCUGGGACAUUCGAAUCACAUCUACCUGCUAACUCUUCCAAAUGGUUUGAUUACUGGUUCGAAGAUUGGUGUUCGACCUCGUCUCGAUUCCGGCAUUUUGAUUGCGGUGUUGUUCGCGAUCCUAUAGGAACGUACAACUGGUCGUCUGUAACUGAAGACGAUUAUCAUCGCACCCUGAUCAUGAACUGCAAUCAGUUCGGACGAGCAAUGGUUCUACACAAGAUACGACACGACUUGACAGUGCUGUCUGUACCACCACAUGGCUCCCCUUCAAAGUCUUUGUGUUUGUCAAAUUGGAGAAUUGCUUUGGGGUUUGGGGGAUGGGACGCUCGGGUUGAAGUGUACCAGAAUAUAUCUCAUGUGGAUCGCCUCUUUCAUGCUGCAAACGACUUUCAUGCUGUGAACGACUUUUGGGUCAAUCGCACUUGGCCACUGGUCACUUCUGGGGUUGGCCACCUCUGGGACCAGUUUCGUCUGUAUGUUGGACUCCUUGUCAAUCCAGCGGUCUAUUGUAAACCGACCAAAGACGAAGCGGAUGACAAUGAUGACAAUGACUGCGAUAGCCCUUCUAAUACUCAGAUCAACGGAGAGGAUACCUUUGGAUUAGCUCCUUCCUUAAAGGAUCCUGCUAGCUCAACUUACUCUGUUGAAUUAGAUGAUCAGGAUGAUGAUGAAGGUUUACAGGCACGCAAAUCUGAUCUGGAAGAACAACACGAGGAGAAGCUACACCUGCUCGCCACGGAACAAUAG